GUGAUUCUUCAACGUUUAUAAUAUUCUCUUGAUGAAUCUAGCUGUAACUAAAAUGACACAGUUGGGUAAUCACAUAAAUUCUACAACUCAAUAACAAUGAUACAUCCCCCCAUAUAUGUACUUCUCUCUCUCCUUCACUCCCUCCUCACUUCCAACCCUUUUUGGAAGAGAGAACAAAAAUGGCUUCUUUCUUUUCUUGUUCCCUACUAUCUCCAUUGCUAGUCAUCACUCUCUUCAUCCAGCCCGCUUCCAGUGACCCCCGAACCCAACAACUGAUUGAUCAGAUUUGUCGCCAAUGUGAGGAUUUCGGAUUUUGCAACACAACUUUCAACGAAAACCUAAAGGCCCCAACAACAAAUGUCGAGGGCCUAGCACAGAUCACAAUUGAGCAAUCCCUGUAUAACGCAACCAACACAUACAUAUUUGUGAAGAGACUCCUAGCAGACACAGACACAACCGAUGUACGGAUGAGGGACUAUCUUACUGUUUGUGACAACAGUUACUAUGCAGUGAUGGAAUUGUUCAGGGAGGCGUUCCGGUCGUUCGAUCAGAAAGAUUACAGGGGUAUGAUGUUUUAUGAAUGGAAAACGUCAAGAGAAGUGGCCAUAUGUGAUGGUAUUUUUGUUACGGAGUUUUUAUGGGUGAACCCGUUGGGUGACCAGAACAAGCAGAUGAGGCAGCUCAUUACAAUGGCUCUUGUAACUGGUUUUAUGCUUGUUAGUUGAUGAGUAUUGUUCAAUCAUUUCGUACUCUCUCUCUCUCUCUCUCUCUCGCUCUCUCUCAAUUAGUUAAACUAUGAUUAUUAGACUCCUUGGCGUAAGAUAAAUUUCUAGCACUUAUUGUUGUCCCGAUUUCCCUAAAUCUGUCAAGGUUUCAAGUAUUUUGUUGUCACUGUUAUAUACAUUCAUCUUUGUGUAUGAUCCACAUAUACUAUCAACAAAAUGACACAACAUUUGUUCUUCUUUCCUUGUGAGGAUUCUACAAUGCAAAUAUAAAAAAGAAAAAUUAAAAAAGAAAAAAGAACAGCACUUAAUUUUGUGUAAAGCAAGACUGCAAGUGCAAAUGCUUUGACUGCCUGCUGUUGUUAGGUUGUAUAACUGAAAUGCAAACUAGUAGCGUUUACUAAAAGGUAGUAAUUUACUUUCCCAAAAAACAACAAAUAAAAGGUAGUAAUUAGCUCAACUGAUGAAAUCUGCUGCUAAUUGCACCCAAGACCUGAACUAAAAUCGUACUUUUCGAAGAUUAAUUAUGUUUUUU
Messenger RNA from Camellia sinensis, 1257 nucleotides. RefSeq lists its product as uncharacterized. The record is from RefSeq and is a predicted model, not a curated record. Gene Ontology annotation, molecular function: pectinesterase inhibitor activity. Gene Ontology annotation, biological process: negative regulation of catalytic activity. NCBI's taxonomy places the organism in Eukaryota, Viridiplantae, Streptophyta, Magnoliopsida, Ericales, Theaceae.